AUGGCAUUUAAUUUUACAAAAUUUGAUAUCUUUAUUAGACUUGCGGUGAAGACAAUUUUUUUCGGGGCUGUUUGGAUGGCUCCAUUAUUGGUUAAAGUUGAUCGAUGCGAAACAGCCAGGCAAGGAGCUACCAGAAUGAGAUGUCAAUGUAAAGAAAUUGAUCUCCAAAAUAUUCUAUCCAUGGUUAUAGGAGGCCUAGGGGAGCCUAUAGGAGGAGUAAUAGCUUUUAUUUUUGUGGAUUGGAUUGGGCGGAGAAAGUCUCUUAUCUUAGGAUUAUGUCACGAAUUUGAAAUAACAAUAUCUAAACCAAAAAUCUAUCCGACAAAAUUUAGAGCAAUUGGUCUCGGGGCUGCUACAUCAUUCGGUGGACUUGGCAAUAUUUUAUCAAUAUUUCUAGGCCAAGUACUGUUUGCGACUUCUGAUAUCGCUGUUUUAGUUGCAUUCGCCAUAAUGGCAGCUCUAACAAUUAUUUUCUGCUUAAUGAUACCAGCUGAAACAAAGGGAACUUUGUUAAAAGUUAGUUGA
Trichoplax adhaerens is the source of this 525-nucleotide messenger RNA. RefSeq lists its product as uncharacterized. The coding region runs from base 1 to 525 and encodes 174 amino acids. The transcript is spliced from 6 exons. The record is from RefSeq and is a predicted model, not a curated record. NCBI's taxonomy places the organism in Eukaryota, Metazoa, Placozoa, Uniplacotomia, Trichoplacea, Trichoplacidae.